Porites evermanni is the source of this 3884-nucleotide messenger RNA. NCBI's taxonomy places the organism in Eukaryota, Metazoa, Cnidaria, Anthozoa, Scleractinia, Poritidae. The record is from the annotation of a GenBank genome assembly.
AAUUCCAACUCACUGAAAAAAACGGUCUUUAAGUCCGGUCUCUUGAUUCUUGCAGCUUGUGAAGUGUGUGGAGACAGAUGUACUGGAAAGCAUUAUGGAGUGUACUCAUGCGAUGGGUGCAGUGGAUUCUACAAGAGGACGUGUCGACGAGCUGAGCCUUGGCUGUGUAAGGGCCAGGGGCAGUGCCCUGUGGACAAGAGUAGCAGGAAUGACUGCAAGGCCUGUAGACUGAAGAAAUGUAUCGAGAUUGGAAUGAACCUGGAAGGUUUGCUCUUUAUUUUGUUGGUACAUUAGGGCGAUGAAAUAGAUUCUAGGCUAGCGAGCUGAGUCGGAGUUCUAGAUAGAGAUGUACAGCUAUUUAGCCUGCGAACGGCAGACGUUUCUCCUCGCUCAUCGCCCUCAGCGGCGAUGAGCGAGGAGAAACGUCUGCCGUUCGCAGGCUAUCAGCUAUUUCGAUCCCUUUAUAGUCUCUCUUUCCUGUUACUGACUAACAUUUAGAGAGACUUAAGGGAUAAGAUUAACGUCACAGGUUGUUCAAAAUCAAAUUUGUAGUCCUCCGCAGGAUUAGCUCGGUCAGUAGAGCGUUUGACUGCAGAGCGGAAGGUCGCAGGUUCGAUUCCAGCGGGACCAAUACUCAGGGUCUUAAAAUAACUGAAAAACCAAUAAAGGCCCUGCCUUUGUUCUGGAAACGGCUGCACCUUGUUCGCAUGGCUCGGAUGACUACGUAAAAUAGCGAUCCCGCCUCCAGAAGGAGACGUAAAAUAGUAUCCUCAGUUAGUACUUUCGUACUAAAUACAUUGACGCUCAAGUAAACUACUUUUUUCCAAUCUUAAGGUCCCCAGUAAUACAUUUAUCGACUGCUGGGGAAAAUAUUAAAAGUAAAAGCGAUGUCAAUAAUUGUCAAAAGUAAUUAAGUUUUGGCCUUGACAAGUUUACUCCAGCGAGAAAUAAUAUUAUGGCCAGAACAGAACACAGAUUUCCGGUGACAAACUUUUAGCCGAGAAUUUUCUGUGAUAGCUCUAGUUUAAACGGUCAAGUCUUAAGGACCUUCAAGGUUUCAGAUGGCUUCUAAAAGGCUACAGGGUAGGGAAAACAGAACCCUAGGAAAGUACUGUUCUCCAGCUUUAAUUUCAUUUCAAUGAUCACAAAGAUUCAUCUAGCAUCUGCAAGUUACAAUAGCAUUUCAUGAUUUCAAACAGGGAAAGCGAGUUAAUAACUCCGGCUGUCUGGAUGGGUGCACAUUUUAGUUUCGGAAGAAACAAAAGCCGGUGGGGUCCUCUCAACUUCAAACAACUUGCGACUUGUCGGCAGUUAUUGCACUCUACAGUGCAUUGGAUGUUUAUCUCAUGGACCGAAAACAUUUGAUAAUAUACUGCCAGCACUUAUCAAGUUACACCGUGCUUUUUGUUCGGUAUUCAUUACAUAAUUUCGCGUUCUUAAUUAUCUUAUCAAAUUGCAAGAUGCUGAAGAAUUCUCUGGUUUAGUAAAUGACAGAUGUUAAGGACAAAAAAGUAAUGGUGUUGGAAAUUUUGUUCACGACUGGAACUUUAUUGACGAAGUUUGCAGCUUUUUGGUAAAAAUCAUUCUUAAUCUUAAUAUCAAGACAAAUGAAACGAUGUCAUAUACUGUAAUUCACCUAAUCUGCGUUACGUAAUUCACACUGAUAUAAGUAGUUUUCCAAGAGCAGCUUAUUCUAAUGUUUUAAUUGUAAUAUAGAGAAAUGAACUCGCUUAAUAGGUGGUACAAUUGCUCUUAACACUUUAGCUUGGUUAAAGAAACUUGCCGCCCGCUCUCUUCGGCUGUUCACAGCUUUUGCCUUGUUUAUGGAAAACAAACUGAAUAAUUGCGGCUUGUAAGUAACUUGAGCUCGCUACUUAGAUUUUUAUGUAGCGCACCUUUACAAUUAUACAGGAAAAAUAAACUGAUGGCCUUUUUUUUGUCAUUGAUAAAUUUCAACUUCUCCGUGUAAAUGUUGCAGACAUUUCUAAUUUGGAACGUAAGGAACUCACUAAAGGAUAUGUUGUGAUGUCAAAUCCGUGAUUGACGUACAAUCUUUCCAUACUUGUUACCAAGCUUAAAUGACUUAGUCGAUGAGAGGCCCAGGGGGGGGGGGACUCCGCAUAUUAAAGAGGUGGGGAUGCUCGUCGUCUCGCUUAGGGGUGUAAAUUUCGGAUUUUGGUCUCACUUAGGGUGUUCUGGGCAAAACGCCAUCAUAUUUAGCCGUGAAGGUAUCGUUUAGGGUUGCAUGCGAAAAAAUAUAAAAAUAUAUAUUUGAUAUGUAUAUUUUUAAUUCGUUUUAUUUACUCCAUUCAUAUAAUCCAAGUCUUCUACAACAUCAAUACUUAAAGAAGACGUCUUUGUCCAUUGUUUUCAUUUGUCUGUGUUUUAACAUGGUCUCUUUUAGGGGUCAAAAAAAGCUUGGGCCACGCCCAGAUCGGUCUCCUUUAGGGGUUUAAUUCAAAAUUUCCGACGAGCAUCCCCACCCCUUUCAUAUGCAGAGUCCCCCCCCGGGUGAGAGGAUAGGCUGAGUUGGGAUAAAAAGGUUCUGCGUUUAUCUUUUUAGGCGUCUACCGUCGUUUCAGAUUCAACGAAGAACUUGUUAAGUCCCCUCCAGCGGAAAGUUUAGCGGACGUCACGCAAGGCGAGAUGCGAGUGGACGUCACCCCUCCGCUCGAAUCACAGGGUAGGUUUUUCGAAAGUACCAGUAAUUAUCGAGAUCUGUUUCAUUUGCCCGUAUUUUUAUUGGAGAUCAACGGUUCUAAUAAUUUACAAAGUAAUACAGGACGAUAAAACUGUUCUUGUAGGUUUUGAUUUUAACAGAAAAUCCGCCAUUGCUUCAGUCUGGAAAAGUUGGCGGGACUUUUGACAAACUGUGUUUAUCAACUGACAUUUUCCCGUGUCUUAUUAUUACUGCUGGUUUAGGUUAUCCUGGUGCGACUCCACAGAUAAGAAUUGUUCAUACAAAAUCAGUCAUGGUCAAAACGGAAGAGCAACAACAUUAUGACAAACAAUACGAACAAAAACAACAACAGCAGCAGCAGCCGCUUCAACAGAUCGAAACACCUGAAACGGAAAAUAACCAGAGAAGACCAUCAAGCCCGAGGUACUUCGAGGAUAGCCAAGGGGAGGAAUUUGUUGCCUCACGCGCCAAUUCGAUGUCAGCCGCUAAAGAUUACUUCAGCUCCACCCGCUCAGUUGCAUUCUCCACUCCUCUCACAUCAAUGACAGCCUCUUCUAUGCCAGGACCUGUGCGAGUAACCUUGGUAUCGCAAGAUAACAAUUCAAACUCUAUACACGGUGCAGUUCCAUCUCAAUCUCGCCACACUAUAGCAGCACCUCUAUCAACGCAAAGGUUUCACCCGCCUUCGACUUUUCCGUCCAUUCAGCAGAAUGGCCACACAAGUCCCCCGACGCCCGCUCUCGGGUUUUCUACUUCGGAUCCUGUGACAAACGACCACCGCGGGGCCUCCACGGCAUUAGUAUCCUUUAGGAACGCGCAGAGGCACUUUCAGCCCUCUCAGAUGAGUAUGUCCGAGCUCCAUCAAGCAGUGGAACCACUUUCAUUCCACUCCUCUGAGCCCCUCCAUGAUGCGGCCUGUCGUCUCCUAACGGUUUCCCUAAGGUUCGGCCGUAGACUACCGUGCUUCAGACGGCUGCCCUUUCGCGAUCAAGUCAUUCUUUUGGAAGAAAGCUGGCGGGAGAUGUUACUCUUGGAUUCAGUGUUCUGGGCGUUGUCACUUUCUUCAGGGGCCAGCACUGAUAGUGAUCCAAGAGAGCAGGAGAUUAAGACAGCUCGAGAAGCUUUGCUACCAUUAAGAACGCUUAAAUUGGACAGUUCAGAGUACGCAUGCCUCAAGGCUGUCAUUCUCUUCAGGACAAGUAAG